This is a messenger RNA of Mobula hypostoma (lesser devil ray), 4489 nucleotides long. RefSeq names its product ring finger protein 126 (gene rnf126). The coding region runs from base 31 to 978 and encodes 315 amino acids. The record is from RefSeq and is a predicted model, not a curated record. Gene Ontology annotation, molecular function: ubiquitin protein ligase activity. The transcript has 9 exons. Gene Ontology annotation, biological process: protein ubiquitination. Gene Ontology annotation, cellular component: cytoplasm. Lineage: Eukaryota; Metazoa; Chordata; Chondrichthyes; Myliobatiformes; Myliobatidae.
CGUACGUCACUCUGGCCGACUUACGUGAGUAUGGCGGAGGCUUCCUCACAGCCUCGCUAUUUCUGUCACCGCUGUUCGGCCGAGAUUCUCCCCAGACUGCCGGAAUACACAUGUCCAAGAUGUGACUCUGGUUUUAUAGAAGAAUUACUCGAACAAACACCAAGAAAUGCUGAAAAUGGCUCGAAUUCAACAGCUUCCACAAGUGACCAGACUCGACAGUUAUUUGAGGGUUUAGACCAGCACCUACUUACCUUGCCGCAAGGAAGCUAUGGACAGUUUACAUUUGGUAUUUUGGAUGAUCCCUUUGAUCCCUUUUCCUUUGGAGCAAACCAAGCACCAGAUGAAAACAGAGACUCUGAAAACAGGAGGGAGCGGGAGCACCAGUCACGUCCACGAUAUAGUUCUAGGCAACCCCGAACACCCCGUUUCCCAUCACGGCGGCCUACAACACGGAACGAAGGAGUGCCAACUCUAGAAGGAAUUAUCCAGCAAUUGGUUAAUGGAAUCAUUGCACCCACAGCAGUGCCACAUUUAGGAUUGGGUCCAUGGGGUGUCUUGCACUCAAAUCCAAUGGAUUAUGCAUGGGGCGCCAAUGGUUUGGACACAAUCAUUACACAGUUGUUGAAUCAAUUUGAAAAUACUGGCCCACCUCCUGCAGACAAAGAGAAAAUCAAGACACUUCCCACAGUACAAAUAACAGAUGAACAUGUAGGUUCUGGUGUAGAAUGCCCUGUGUGUAAAGAAGACUACAGUGUUGGAGAAACAGUUAGGCAACUCCCAUGCAACCAUUUAUUUCACAAUGAUUGUAUAAUACCUUGGCUAGAAAUGCAUGACACUUGUCCAGUCUGUCGAAAAAGCUUAAGUGGACAAAACACAGCAACAAAUCCUCCUGAUGUAUCAAGGAUGAACUUUUCCUCUUCAUCAUCAUCCUCAGCCUCAAGUUCACCAAGUAAUGAGAAUUCAACAAACAAUUCCUGAAUUAUUUUUUAAAGACAGCGUCCAAGGCUACUGUUUUCAUAAUGCAACAGUGUUCUAUGACUACCGUGAUACAUUUUAUAAUUUAAAUUAUUGUAUUAUGCAUGGCACAAAGAAAGCCAGAGUAAAUAGAGGUUCUUAACCAAGGACUCUUUUCUAAAAAAAUGUCAACUCAAACAUGAAUACCCACCUUUUUUCCAUAGAUUUAUAGAUCUAACUUACGGGACCGAUUUAAAACAUUUAUUGACAAGCUGCUAUGUUUAUUUUAUUUCAUCUCACUGUGGGUCGACAAGCCCUGUGUGCACAUUGCUGUGAUCAUACUGCUGUGAAUUAUUUUAAGCAGUGGAAGAUUUCUGCUGUUACUUUGCAAACUUAUUUGAUGCUUUAACCAUUGUUAUGCCUUUUAAGGUUAACGCAGCUGUUGGAUCUCGUGGUAUUUUCAUUCAGUUUUAUAGUCCUUAACUUUGUUUUCUCAUACUAAAAACGGAUUAUUUUUUCGAAAGUAUCUUUUUUAUUGGAUAGCCAUUUUAUAGUUGCUGUAGAAGCCUCAGUGAGACCCAACAUUGUCCCAAUAGAAAGUGGGUUAUUGCUUGCUUCAAAUCAAAUCAAAGGGUGUAUGGGUCUGGAGAAUGAAAAUCUAUUGUAACACAUUGAAAUGGUGAUUGCGUAUCUGCUAAAAUGAUUUUUAACCAGUUCUCGCUGUCUUGAAAUCUGAGAAUAUUUGAAUCAUGGAAUAACUGCAGUGUCUCUGCUAACUUAUCUGAAAUGAUUUAAGGUGCAGUCGAAUAACAUUAAUUAAUCAGCGUCUGGCCUGUCGACCAUCUGUCACUUUGUGUAUAUACUAAAAAAAAUGGAAUGGCUUACUUUGUAACCAUGGGUUUCCUAGGAAGAUAUGAUAUCAGAAGAUAAGCCCAAUGGUAUGCUUGUCAGUAGGUAACACCACAAUGUGCAAGAAUGUGAUGCAAACAAAUACAGAGUAAACGUGCGGCAUUUGCGAAGUUUGUUAAUAUUGUAUCACCACCAACUGUAUACACGUCAUUGAACAAUUAUUACAAUUUUUAUAAAUGUAAUGACCAUUGCUAUCUGAGCAGCACAUCUAAGGCACCAAUGUUAUUGAUCAAUGACGCUAUAAGCUCCAGCUAUAAUCAUUAAAAUUAUAGAAAAUUGGAUAGUUUCAUUGACAGUUUUCAUAACAAAACCUGUAUACUUCAGUAAUACAUAGUCAAUUAAAUUUUCGUGUAUAUUUUGUAAGUAUCUAGGUGAUUUGAAGUGUCUGUGUUUUUAGUCGAGAAGGUUAUACAGUUAGUGUAAAGUAAGAUAAGAUUAAAGGGAAAUGUAUUGGUAAUUUACAAUUCUAUGCCUCUUAAACUUGUCUGCUGCUUAAUUAAAAUCAAUAUUGGGAGAAGCUCUAAAAUUUUUACCAUGCACUUUGAUGAUUCAGAUUGCAAGUCCCAAACUUACAACAGAAUCUUUUAGGGUAUCAGACUUCCACAAGAUGCACUUAUUUUUCAGUUUUGUAUUAGGGUAAGGAAGCAUCUGAGUGUGAAUGUUUAAGAUCCUUGAACAAAAAUACUGGGACCUAAAUGGUGAAACUUGGUAAAGGUGGCAAAAUUGUAUGAAAUUUUAAAUGGUCUUGUAGAGAAAUUUUUUUUUAAAUUUUGAUUAUAACAAAGCGGUAGUUUACAUAUAACCUGCACUUCACUGGGCAACCUUGAUAAACUUGCAACAUGUAUGUAUAAAUAUACAUAAAAACUGUGUAUAUGAAUAUAUGUGAAUACACCUGAUUAUUACUAAUUUAUUAUGUUUAAGAGCUUGACUCUCCAUUUCUGAGUUUUAAAGCGAUCUCUGGCGUCAGUGGGUUGGUCGGGGGGGGGUCUCUUUUCAGUAUGUAAAAGAAUUUUGUUUUUGGUAACCGCUGUGAGCAUAAAAGGAAGUUGUUUUCUUAAUUCAAAAUAAGUUUCGUGCCCACCCUUACCUUGCCAAAAAUAAACCCACGUUGCUUCUAUCAGUUUUCAUCUAGAAGGAUAAUAGGUGUUCUACACAAAUGGGGAAGGUCUCUAUCAGAUUUAAACAUUUCAUUUUUGAUUUGACUUUUGAAUUUUGCAUCAUUUCUGUUGCAUUACCCACUGACAAGUAUACCAAUGCAUAUCAACGGAUGAAUGUCUCUUUAGUAGGGAACAGAAAUAUAUGGUUACCCAGCAUCUGAAAGAUGUUUUUAACACCAUUGAAUCUUCUCUAGGUAGGUAUUUUGGGAAUAUAUUUAAAAUUUUUAUAUUCUGCAUUUGGUAUCUUUUGUUUGUAUCAUUGUAUCAUUGCAAUAUGGAACAUGAAACUGAAACUGUUUCCCUUAAGAUAUUGGGCGAGGUUUUAAGAUUUUUUAAAAAUGCAUUGCAAAAUGGCAUUGGGUUGGCUAUUUUAAGGAUGAUAUAAGUUAAAGCAAAAUAAAGACUUUUCCACUUUGUGUUCUUUCUUUCCUGAAGAAGAUGUUUUCUUUUCUCUUUGCCUUUUUAAUGUUCAGUGAAACAAAAAUGAUAAUGAACCCCAAUUAACUUACAUUACAGUGCAUUCCAACUUCUGCAGGUUGUCUUUAGCUACCUCCUUAAAUUCCAGGUUUCAUAUUGUUCUUAAGAUGCAACAUCUCAAUAAUAAAUGCAUUAAGUGUAGGUCUCUGCUUGAUCCUGAAUGUUAAGAGUGAUCUAGUGGGACUUGGAAGAGCUGAAGUUGUUCAAUUCAUGUAAGGAAAUACUCAUUUAUUCUGAAAUUUCUGAAGUGGAGGAAUUGUCUUCCAUUGGGGUUUAUUUUAGUGUUAAGAGGGUGUCAUAUGAAUUAUAUGAUUUCCUCCUAGAUAAUCAACAAGUAGACAUUACAAAGAUGUAAAAAUAUUUUUUAUCACAUCAUUUUGGGCAGAGAUCAAUUGUUAUCCACCUGCAUUAUGUGGCAGCCUACAUAUUGGUGCUCCUGACUCCUCUAGAAGGACAUCAGUUUGCAUGCUGCUUUAUAUAAUUGAAAUUGACAUUAAGACCCAAUAAGGUAAAUGGAUUUGUGGCUCAAUUGCCCAAAACCCUUUUUUUUUUAAAAGGCAUUCUUCAGUGAUUUGCAAUAUUUGAACUGAGAUGUAAUGAUAUUUAUUUCUUGUUUUCACUGCAUCGAUAUAUUUAAAGCUUUCCUUUGGAAGAAUCCCUGGAAUUUUGUUGCCUUUUUUAACUUUCCAUUUUAAAUCAUGAAGUGUUUUCUGUUGAAGUGCAUCACAUCUAUUUCAUGCAAAUGGAACUGUGGUUUAAUGCGAGGAGCUUCUGUAGGAAGUAAAGGGAAACCAGAAACUCUUCAAUUCUAUGAUCUGAUGGGUUGAACUGACUUGCUAGCAUUUUUACUGUAUAUGUAAAUAUCCACAGGCAAUGUAAGGGUGUUUUCAGGACUUGGAUGCAUUAAAUUAUCACUGAACUGUUAGCAAGUCCAGUACUCAACACUCCUGUUGCAGUGGAAGUAACUGCAAUGCUUGUAAAUAUAUUAUAAA